Molecule: messenger RNA, 1456 nt
Organism: Pezoporus occidentalis (night parrot)
Lineage: Eukaryota; Metazoa; Chordata; Aves; Psittaciformes; Psittacidae
Gene: DEF8
Product: differentially expressed in FDCP 8 homolog
Exons: 11
Coding region: 62-1387 (441 amino acids)
Source: RefSeq, a predicted model, not a curated record
UCCGCGGCGCCGGUGCGGGUGCGGGUGCGGGGCUGAGGCGGCGGCCGCGUCCCGCAGGGCCAUGGCGUACGACGAGCGGCUGGCCCGCUUCCGCCAGGCGCACCUCAACCCCUUCGACAAAGCCUCCGAGCCGCCGCCGCCGCGGCCCGACGGGGGGGACCCGGACCCAGGCCAGCGGCUGGACCCGUCUUCGGGGGACCCUGAGAGCGCGUUGGACCUGGGCCUGGCCGAGGAUCACUUCUCCCGCCCCGUGGGCCUGAUCCUGGCGUCGGACGUGCAUCAGCUGCGCCAGGCCAUCGAGGAGUGCAAGCGGGUGAUCCUGGCGCUGCCGGAGCACUCGGAGCAGCAGAAGGACGCGGUGGUGCGGCUCAUCCACCUCCGCCUCAAGCUGCAGGAGCUGAAGGACCCCGGCGAGGAUGAGCCCAACAUCCGGGUGGUGCUGGAGCAUCGCUUCUACAAGGAGAAGAGCAAGAGCGUGAAGCAGAUGUGUGACAAGUGCAGCACCAUCAUCUGGGGCCUCAUCCAGACCUGGUACACCUGCACAGGCUGCUACUACCGGUGCCACAGCAAGUGCCUGCCCCUGGUGAGCAAGCCCUGUGUGCGGGCCAAGGUCAGCCAUCAGGCCGAGUACCAGCUCAGCAUCUGCCCCGAGAGCGGGCUGGACAGCCAGGACUACCGCUGCGCCGAGUGCCGGGCCCCCGUCUCCUUGCGGGGGGUGCCCAGCGAGGCCCGGCAGUGCGACUACACGGGCCUCUACUACUGCAGCAGCUGCCACUGGAAUGACCUGGCCGUUGUGCCCGCCCGUGCCAUCCACAACUGGGACUUCGAGCCCCGCAAGGUGUCGCGCUGCAGCAUGCGGUACCUGGCGCUGAUGGUGUCCCGGCCUGUGCUGAAGCUGCGGGAGAUCAACCCACUGCUCUUCAACUACGUGGAGGAGCUGGUGGAGAUCCGGAAGCUGCGCCAGGACAUCCUGCUCAUGAAGCCCUACUUCAUCACCUGCAAGGAGGCGAUGGAGGCACGACUGCUGCUGCAGCUUCAGGACCGGCAGCACUUUGUGGAGAACGAUGAGAUGUACUCGCUGCAGGACCUGAUCGAUAUCGAGGCCGGUCGCCUGAGCUGCUCCCUCACUGAGAUACACACCCUCUUUGCCAAGCACAUCAAGCUGGACUGCGAGCGCUGCCAGGCCAAAGGGUUCGUGUGUGAGCUCUGCAAGGAGGGCGACGUCCUCUUCCCCUUCGACAGCCACACCUCGGUCUGCACUGACUGCUCCGCCGUCUUCCACAGGGACUGCUACUACGACAACUCCACCACCUGCCCCAAGUGCGCGCGGCUGAGCCUGCGCAAGCAGUCCCUCUUCCAGGACUCCACCAUGGAGGCAGAGCCCUGAUGGGGGGAGCCAGGCCCCACGGCCACCCCAUGGCACCCUGGCACAGACAUAGCCCCCCCCCCCUUCCCC